CUCUUCUCUCAGUCUCAAAUAUGUAUUUUGUUCUUUAAUUGAUCAGAGAAAAACAUAGAAAUUAGAAAGAGAAAAGAAAGAAAUCUUUGGUUAGGACUGUCUCUGUUUUAUUUUCUCACUUUGAGCUAGAAAAUUCGUUUAUUUUCAUUUGAAUUCAUUAUUUUCGUGGAGAUGGCAGAGAUUUGUUGUGGAAUUAUGAGUGAAAGUAAAACGCAAUCAACAUGUGACCAACCAUCCAGAGCAGCAAGGAGGAAGAGAAUGGAAAUUAGAAAGUUUAAAUUCAUAGCUGGUAAUAUGGUUGAAGAAGAAUUGAAAGAAAACGGUGGAAUAAAACGGCAGAAAAGAAGUUUUAUCGAAGAAACAACAAUUUCUUCUUUGUCACCUGCACGUGAAUGUGAGAACGGUGUUGAGAGUAUUGAUUAUGAGAAUCACUCAAGUUCUAACGAGUCAACAGUCGAAACAAUCUCGAUUCUUAAAUCUUCUUCACCGGUGGCAAACAUACCGGUGGCAAUGAUUCCGGUAGUUGAAGACCGGUGUCCUAAAUUUGGUAUGAGUUCUGUUUGUGGUCGUAGAAGAGAUAUGGAAGAUGCUGUGUCAAUUCAUCCAUCAUUUUGCAAGCCUGAAUGUGAGAUUCCGGCAUGGUUUCAUUUCUUCGGUGUUUAUGAUGGACAUGGUUGCUCUCAUGUUGCCACAAGUUGCAAACAAAGACUACAUCAAGUGGUUAAAGAAGAAAUAGAAAAUGGUUGCAAAGAAGAGUCCGAUUUGAAAUGGGAGAGUAUAAUGAAGAAAAGUUUCAUUAGGGUGGACAGAGAGGUUACAGAGUGGAGUUCUAGUAGUAAUACCAGUAGUUUACUGCUGAAUGCGAGUUGUCGUUGUGAACUACAAACACCAAAAUGUGAUGCUGUUGGAUCUACUGCUGUUGUUUCAGUUGUUACUCCUGAUAAAAUCAUUGUAUCAAAUUGUGGUGAUUCUCGUGCUGUUCUUUGUCGUGGUGGUAAAGCUGUUCCACUUUCCGUUGAUCACAAGCCAGAUCGGCCUGAUGAACUCGUACGAAUCCAAGAAGCUGGUGGUCGAGUUAUCUACUGGGAUGGUCCUAGAGUUCUUGGAGUUCUUGCAAUGUCUAGAGCUAUUGGGGAUAAUUACCUGAAACCAUAUGUGAUAUCCGAACCUGAGAUCACAGUUACAGAUCGAACUGCUGAAGACGAUUGUAUGAUACUAGCAAGUGACGGAUUAUGGGACGUUGUUUCAAAUGAAACUGCUUGUAAUAUUGCAGGGAUGUGUUUAAAUGGUCAAGGUCCAAUAAUGCCAUUGACUAACGAUGGAGAUGAAGCCAACAUGUUGACUAACGGAAGCAAUAGUUCUGAUAAAGCUUGUUCAGAUGCAGCGUUAUUGUUAACAAAGCUGGCUUUAGCUAGGCAUAGCACAGACAAUGUUAGUGUUGUCGUGGUCAACCUCAGAAAGGAAACGUAAAUAAAAGCUAGUAUUAGUAUAUAUAUAAUUUUUUUUUCUUAUGGGGGUUCUUUCUAAAUAUUUAAUUGCAUUUAGAUGGUUAUGGGUUAAUUAGGUCUAACUCUAUUGGAGAUUUGGGGUACAUAUCAGAAUUGUAUUUGUCCAGCCAUUAGGAAAGAAAAUGAAAGAAAGUAGGGAAGGUGGUUGUUUGUCCAGCGUUUAUUUGUCUUAUGGAAAUCUUUCUUUGUUAAUUCUAAUUAUUAUUUUUGAAAGGAUAAGUUACCUCCGGUAUACGGAUGUUAUUUACCGUUGGGAAGCAA
Messenger RNA from Papaver somniferum (opium poppy), 1769 nucleotides. Its product is annotated as protein phosphatase 2C 37-like. The transcript is spliced from 3 exons. Gene Ontology annotation, cellular component: nucleus; cytosol. Gene Ontology annotation, biological process: protein dephosphorylation. The coding region runs from base 172 to 1470 and encodes 432 amino acids. Lineage: Eukaryota; Viridiplantae; Streptophyta; Magnoliopsida; Ranunculales; Papaveraceae. The record is from RefSeq and is a predicted model, not a curated record. Gene Ontology annotation, molecular function: protein serine/threonine phosphatase activity; cation binding.